Molecule: messenger RNA, 3043 nt
Organism: Bursaphelenchus okinawaensis
Lineage: Eukaryota; Metazoa; Nematoda; Chromadorea; Rhabditida; Aphelenchoididae
Source: the annotation of a GenBank genome assembly
AUGUUGUCUGGCCGGUUAAUCUUCGUCGUCGGCGUCGCAUUGAUCGCCACCGCCCAAGCCGGCCUGUUCGGCUUUGGUGCCCGAUCGAUUCAAGACAAUGCCGAAUGGCGUCGCUACCAUGAUCAAGAUGCAUUGGAAGCCAAAUUGUUGCAGGUCUCCAAGAAGUGCAGCAACAUCUCACGUUUGUACAGUAUUGGACAGUCGGUUGAGGGUCGGGAUUUGGUUGUGAUCGAGUUUUCGACCACUCCUGGUGUUCAUGAAGCCGGUAAGGAAAAGUUUUAGGUUUUGGAGAGGUUUGAUUCGGUUUUUGAGGGGAUGAUGUCAUACCUAGACGGAGGUUUAUUUUGUGUUAAGAAGCUUAUAUUUGUCAAAAUAGUUGGGCAAUUUAGUCGGGAAACAAAUAAGCUGUAAAUAGUCAUAAAAGUGUCACAAAUGUUUAAAAAUUUGAAAUUUUUUGAUAAAACUGGAGCUCAAAAAAUGAAUUACUAUCCCUUUAAAAUGCCACUUUUCAAAACUUUAUUUCCAGGCAAGCCCGAAGUGAAAUACGUUGGCAAUAUGCACGGCAACGAAGCGGUCGGCCGCGAACUGUUGAUCCGUUUGGCCGACUUUUUGUGCGAAGAGUUUCACAAUGGAAACAAAGACAUUGUCAAACUGAUUAACACCACCAACAUCCAUAUCUUGCCUACUAUGAAUCCGGACGGAUUCGAGUUGGCCUUGCAUACGGUAAGCUAAUCCAGCACUUUUCACACGUUUUGCAAAAUAUUUUGAAAAAUACGGUGGAACAUGGCGUGUACUUUUAAAAACAUGGUGAUAUUUAACUUUUAAUGUAAAAUCUUUUAGUAUAUUAUAUGUUAUAUAGUAGAAUUGUUGUAUAACGACUUGCCCUGCCUUUGCCCUGCCUUUGCCCUGCCUUUGCCCUGCCUUUGCCCUGCCUUUGCCCUGCCUUUGCCCUGCCUUUGCCCUGCCUUUGUUUCAAAAAUGUUUUCAUUAGUUAUCAUAAAAGCUAUUUUUAAAUUUCUUGCAAAAUUUAUCCACUAAAGUUAGUUUCAAAAGUGUUUUUGAUAGUUUAUGCCCUUUUUGAAAGUUUCUUCCUAAGGCAAUCAAGACCAUUGACGCACUCAGCACUCUAGAAACGGAAAUUAAAUUCCUUGAAGAAUUAAAUUUAACAAAAAAACAACAAUGUUCAUGUCAUUGGGAUAGGUUCCGCAAUCUUUUUUGUUUACUUUUAACUCUAAAAUUUAAAACAUUCAGAAAAAAGUCAUUUUUAGGUAACUUAUGUCUAGUUUUAUCUAUUUUCAUAGCUUUAAAGUAAGAAAAACUAUGAUAAUAUACCAAGCUAAGGCUAGAAAUUAAAGUUUAGAUACUGCACACUAUAAAAGUUUGAUCCCAUUUAGCCUAAUAAAUUUAAAAAGCCUAAAAACGUAAUGUUUCAGAAGCCAGAAGACCGUGGAUGGCUUGUAGGCCGUGCCAACGCCAAUGGCCGCGACUUGAACCGUGGCUUCCCUGAUUUGGACAAGCUUUUCUUUGUCUUGGAUGAACAAAAGGCUGGCCGGUACGAUCAUCUCCUUGACAUCUUCAAUGACGAACAACAGAACGUGAGUUUAUCAAAAUUGGCAGUACAUUUGCUUUUGUAAAACAUUUUUUAUCUUGUAAAAUACGUUUGCGUAUCAUUUUCAGUACGAACCAGAAGUCAAGGCAGUAGGUCAAUGGACCCUCUCCCUGCCCUUCGUCCUCUCAGCCAACCUCCACGAAGGUGACCUCGUAGCCAACUACCCCUUCGACGCCUCCAUCGUCGAAGGCAUGAGCGAAUACUCCAAGUCUCCGGAUGACACCACCUUCAAGCACCUGGCCCAGACCUACGCCAACAACCACGCCCACAUGGCUAAGAACGACCAUGCCCCAUGUGAUGGUACCCCAUCGGACAACUUUGCUCGUCAUGGUGGUAUCACAAAUGGUGCCAAAUGGUACUCCGUCAGUGGUGGAAUGCAGGACUUUAACUACUUGGCCACGAAUGCUUUUGAAAUCACUUUGGAGUUAUCUUGCCAGAAAAUGCCUCCGGCUGAAGAACUGCCCAACUUCUGGACCGACAACAAGAAGGCUCUUCUGGAGUUCAUGUGGAUGGUGAGUUUAGAUCUUUUAGUUUAUAAAAUGCUUUUAAAAUUGCUUUUAAAUUUAAAAAUACAUCGUUUAGAAUGCUAAUAUCACGUUUUCACAUAACUUUUUAAGCAAAAAUGAUCUUUUUACCUUACUUUUCUGCCAAAAAACGUCAUUUUAAACCAAAUUUUUCGUAAUAAACCCUUUUUGAAAUUAAAAAAUAAAAUUUUAGAGCCACAUGGGUGUAAAAGGACUGAUUGUUGCCCAAGUAACUGGCAAACCCAUCCCCAACGCUGUUGUAUGGAUCCGCAACUUGACCUCAUCCAAGGAUGAGACCCCAAUCAAGCACCCCGUUACCUCUUGUAAGUCAAUUCUUUGGUCACUAUCGUCUAUUGAAUUACUUCAAACACAAUUUUUUAUAUUUUAAAAUCAAUUUACUACUAUGAAAAGAAAUUAAAAAAACAAAAGUUUUGAUUUUGUUACCUAAAAUUACAAAUUUUUAAGCUUUUUCGACGAUUUUUCGCGGUUUUCAAAGAAUUUUGGGUAAUCAUAACAUUUUUGAUAGCUAAAUCAAAACAGAUAAAGCGCCUAAUUAUCAAUAUCUUCUUUUUCAGCCCUGGCCGGUGACUAUUUCCGUCCCAUCAUCAAUGGCGAAUACCAAAUCGCGGUCGAAGCCGAGGGUUAUCAACCAGAAAUGCGCGCUGUUAACGUUACCAACAAGCAACAUGGCCAAGCCCAGAUCAUCAACUUCCAGUUGAAACCUCUUCAACCAGCCUUGGAGAUGGAGAAUGCCAUCGGUGACAUUCCUCAGCUUCCAUACAUCCCCAACGAACUCAUCCAACCUGAAAGCGAGCAAGAACAACAAACGUUGAGUGAGGAGCAGGCCAUCGAAUUGAUGCGCUUGGUUCAGGCGGCUCGUCAACAAAACCAACCCCCAACUUACUACUAA